Molecule: messenger RNA, 1179 nt
Organism: Cuscuta campestris
Lineage: Eukaryota; Viridiplantae; Streptophyta; Magnoliopsida; Solanales; Convolvulaceae
Source: the annotation of a GenBank genome assembly
GAACACACCGAUGCGAUCAGAUCUCACUCGCCGUUCUUCACGCGACAUAUAUUAUGGAUGAUCUGAAAAUCGAAAAAUGAAUUUCUGUAUUUGAUUCCUCAGAUACGAUAACAAGGAGGACAACAAAGGGCGACGACGCCGAGACUAUGGUUCAAAACCCUAGCUCCCAACGACCAUCGAUAUCUGAUGCACAAAGGAAGAUGCAGAUGCAGUGAUGAACGAGAAAAUCCCUUCCAAUGAAUUUCUCGAGUGCACUGUUCAUCGCGAGAACUUCAAAUCCAAAUCUGUUGAUGUUCAUGCUGAAUCGAAGGUCAUUUCUAGGGGGAUAUGAGCGACCUGGAAUGCCUCUCAAGAUUUGUAAUCAGAUUUCCAAUUCAAUUGCAGAAUCCAACGAUUUGAGGCAAAAUGAAGGCCGGUGUUACUGUUCACUGCAACCAUGGCUUCUCUGAUUCUCAGCUUCUGACUGGGUGGUGGAGCAUAUUUCUAUAUCACCAACAAAGAAGGCUAUUCUCCAAUUUGGAAUGAGUCACUUUGAAGGAUGUUACUAUGAAAAGUAUUUUUUGAUUACAUGAGAGAAUGAACGAGGCACUCAUGGAGGACUAGACCAAGCCUUGGUAAUUUUCAAGCAUUUAGGCAAUGCAUUGGAGUUAUAGUAUUCUAGAUGUGAAUUUUAGUGAGCUAAAAUUAAUGUUCAAGUUUUCACAUCCAUCUUUAAAUUCAAAUGGCAAACCACGGUUUUGGGAUUGUUUAUUGAGUAGUUGGUUUGGCAUAGAAUUUUUCUAAAAUUUUCAACAUGUGCUACAAUGGUGUCCUGCAAAUGAGCAUUGCACUCCUGGUUCUUAAAUAGGGACUUUGAGAUUUGUUGUGGUUUGACUUAUGGUUCUUCUUGUAGUUCCUAAAACAAGAGCAGGUGCUGGAGUUGAGAUGCUGAGUGCAAUUACAAUUGACUGAUACCUUUUUCUAUAAUUUAUUGUUUUCAUUAGGUUUUAAACCAGAAUGUGGUUGCGCAUUGGAACACAACACAUGCUCUGUCAAAGUCAAGCUAUUGGGAGUUUUGAUGAUUACUAAUUUGUUGUUCUUGUGUUUUUCAGAAGCAUUUAGCAAGGGUUGCUUAAUUGGUUACUUUGAGAUGUUGUGGUGUAUUACUCUCCUUUUAAUUAAUAAAAAUUUUCUUUUGUU